AUGUUCAACGCGCUCAAUCGAUUCAUGUCCCGCCUGGAUGGUGGUGACACCUCGCAUAGCCAGCAAGACCGAGGGUCAUUUGGCUUCCAGGUGCUGCGAAACACAGACCUGCAGCUGGCUAUCGAGCCGUGGUUUGACUACGUUGUUGGAAUCAAUGGGCGACCGAUUGGACAACGAACGCGCGAGAUGCACAUCCCCGUCCCCGCCAACACGGCCUCGCUCGGCCUCUCCCUACAGUACUCGCCGCUGGCCCUCGCCGCCAACAUCUGGCACGUGCUCGACGUGCCCGCCAACUCGCCCGCCGACCUCGCGGGCCUCCUCCCCUACAGCGACUACAUCCUGGGCAGCCCCGAGGGCGCCCUGCACGGCGAGUCGGCGCUGGGCGAGCUGGUCGAGGACUUCAUCGGCCGCCCGCUGCGCCUGCACGUCUACAACAACGAGUUCGACGUCACACGCGAGGUCACGAUACAGCCCAGCCGCGAAUGGGGCGGCAACGGUGCCAUCGGAUGCACGCUCGGCUACGGGGCGCUGCACCGCCUGCCCGCGCCGCUGAGCGAGCCCGUCGACGCGCCCGGCGAGACCAUGUUUGACGGCCGCAACGAAAAAGCGGCCAUGGCCGCCGCGGCGGAGACGCCGAGCGCGACGGGGUCAACCUUUGUGCCGGCGGACGCUGCGCAGGGCGGCAAUUCGUCGUUUCUGGUGCCGGCGCAGCUGGUGGACCGCACAGCGUCGCCAGCGGGUGGCCCGCCCAAGGCAGGCAAGAAGAAGGAGAAACCAUCUCAUACGAGCAAUAACCUUAUGGAUGACUAUUUCAAAGAAGAGGAAGAGAAGAGCCGCAAGCUAGACAACGCGCCGGCCUCGAAAUCAGCUGGGGUGCCGCCGCCUCCCAAGGCCGGACAAGGGCCACCCAAAAGUCCAGCGCAAACGCCGCCUGCUGCUGCUGCUGCCGAAGAAGACUCAUGA
Molecule: messenger RNA, 963 nt
Organism: Beauveria bassiana ARSEF 2860
Lineage: Eukaryota; Fungi; Ascomycota; Sordariomycetes; Hypocreales; Cordycipitaceae
Product: GRASP55/65 family protein
Exons: 2
Coding region: 1-963 (320 amino acids)
Biological process (GO): Golgi organization
Cellular component (GO): Golgi apparatus
Molecular function (GO): protein binding
Source: RefSeq, a predicted model, not a curated record